CCCAGCCAGCCGGGACGCCCCACACCGGCCAGGCCUCCACCCAGGGCUCCCUGGACCAUGGCCCGAUCCCCGCUUCACCCCGCUCUCUCCAUCUGACCCUCCACCUCCUCCCCAACCCUCCUGGUUCCUGGCUCUCCUUUUGCUCCAGUCUGUGGGUCCCAGACGCGCGCCACGUCGGGCCAGCGGCUUGGAUGGACACGCAGCGGCCGCCCGGGCGUCCAGGGGUCUUGCUUCCAAAGUUAGUCCUGCUCUUUGUCUACGCAGAUGAUUGCCUUGCUCAGUGUGGCAAAGACUGUCGCUCUUAUUGCUGCGAUGGGCACACACCCUACUGCUGCUCCUACUAUGCCUACAUCGGGAACGUUCUCUCGGGCACUGCAAUCGCUGGCAUCGUGUUUGGAAUCGUGUUCAUCAUGGGGGUCAUCGCAGGCAUCGCCAUCUGCAUCUGCAUGUGCAUGAAGAACAACCGGGGAACCCGGGUAGGCACCAUCAGAACUGCUCACAUCAACGCCAUCUCCUCCUGUCCUGGGGCUCCACCCCCCUACACUUAUGACCAUGAGAUGGAAUACCAUGCAGACUUGCCUCCUCCAUAUUCCCCGAUGCCAGUGGCUUCUGUACAGCGCUCUCCACCCCCUCCUUAUCCUGGAAAUGCAAGAAAAUAAUCCCCCUGGAACAGUGUUAAUCAGUGGUCUUGCCUGGAAGAAAAUGGCUCACCUCGGAAUCAGGCAGAAAAUGAUUGCCCUAAGGAAUACUUCAGGGGGUCAGAUCGCAACUCAGAUGGAAUGCCCAUGUUCUAAAAUGCUGCUUUCCCAUUCUGCUCAGAGCUGACACUCUGUCUGGUUCUAUGGAAUUACACCUUGAAAGAUCAAUUGAUCUACUUAAGUAUAUUCAGACAAGAAGAAUGAAAUUGACAGAACAUCUAGCCUGUUGUUUAAGGAGGAGUUGAAGAAUUGAUCCUGGAAAAGAGAAGACAGAAGAGGAACACAAGCAUAUCCUGUCCCAUAUAAGGAAGAAGCUUUAUUUUCUGUAGCUUUAAAAGUCAAACCUAGAAUUGUUCAUUAUUUCAGUCACCCAGAGGUGUAUCCUGAGUUCCUCAUAGCCUGCUGUGUGCCGGGCACUAUGCUAGAGGCCCCGGAGUGGAGGUCACUGGGGAGUUUAGGUUUUAGUAAAGGCAUACCUCAUUUAUUACACUUCGCGUUAUUGCACUUUUCAGAUAUUUCAUUAUUUUUUACAAGCUGACUGUGGCAAUCCUUCGUUGAGCAAGUCAAUCUGUGCCAUUUUUAUAAUAGCGUAUGCUAACUUCAUGUCUUUGUUUCACAGUUUAGGAAUACUUACAAUAUUUGUAAACAUUCACAGUGUUAUUAUAUCUGUUAUAGUGAUCUGCUGGUGGUGUGAUUUGUUUUUGUAAAAUUACUUUUGUGUUUGCUUUGGGUUGCCAUGAGCCAGGCCCAUAUAACAUAAUAAGCUUAAUAGAUUGAUAAAUGUGUG
Messenger RNA from Dipodomys spectabilis (banner-tailed kangaroo rat), 1485 nucleotides. It is a transcript of the gene Cyyr1, whose product is annotated as cysteine and tyrosine rich 1. The transcript is spliced from 4 exons. NCBI's taxonomy places the organism in Eukaryota, Metazoa, Chordata, Mammalia, Rodentia, Heteromyidae. Bases 192 to 659 code for a protein of 155 amino acids. The record is from RefSeq and is a predicted model, not a curated record.